Messenger RNA from Rhopalosiphum padi (bird cherry-oat aphid), 8875 nucleotides. It is a transcript of the gene tutl, whose product is annotated as protein turtle. Gene Ontology annotation, biological process: dendrite self-avoidance; axon guidance; homophilic cell-cell adhesion. Lineage: Eukaryota; Metazoa; Arthropoda; Insecta; Hemiptera; Aphididae. Gene Ontology annotation, cellular component: plasma membrane; axon. The coding region runs from base 735 to 4616 and encodes 1293 amino acids. The record is from RefSeq and is a predicted model, not a curated record. Gene Ontology annotation, molecular function: cell-cell adhesion mediator activity. The transcript has 15 exons.
GAAAGCGCAAGCGUCGAUCCACGCCCUUGCUCCGGUCCAGCAGCCGGCAAAUCCCCGCCGACGACGCUGCAGUCGCGCGCGCGUCGUCAGUGCUGCGCACUCUUUUGUAGCGUACACACGCCGCGUACACGACGCACGCCGCCGCCGGCGCGAAACGCCUUUUCAGCCGCGAGCGUUUUCGCACACGCCGCGUUUGUGCCGCCCCGCGAUUUCAGCUCAGUCGAUACCCACACGGAUGCGGCAGGCAGCUGUCUCCGGUACCGCGUGUUCCUAAGGCGCGCAACGCCUAUACAUCGUACGACGAUAACGUCAUUAUCGUACAUAUACCGUGUGCACGAUGUGCUGAUUUUUAAGUAACUCGUCGUCCGAGUCGUAUAGUCGUAUUAUCGUCGACGUUCACGCCGACAACGGUAACCGCGAGAGAAAAAAAAUUGAAAACAAAUCGGAAAUAUCGUAACGCCCGCCGAAACCAACCGCUCGAAAACAACGCCACAGCAGCAGCGGUCGCCCGCACACGGCCCCGAAAAUCACCGCCGCCCAUGGCGUACCGGACCGGGCGACGGCCCGCGACGUUUCGCCGGCGACGACGAUGACCACCACGAUGACGCCGCACCCGGUCGUCCCCAUAUGUUACAACGGUGGCCGUCCCGGAACGGACUUCCGCUCGUCGUCCCGUCGUCGUCACAUGACUAUGGCGUCGUCAGAGGUCUAACAAGGAGUAUGGGAAGAGAGGCAUGGGCCUACGGCUGGACCAGAGACUAUUUAGCAAAGUCACGGUAGUCUUCGCAGCUCUCGUUCUCUCGCUGUUCAACAGGGUCCUAGUCUCAACUACCGGGUCGACGUUCAACGAUGCUGUACACAUCACGGCCAUCGUGGGCGAAUCAGUCGUGUUCAACUGCCAAGUGGAGUUCCCAGCCGAACACCCCGUGCCUUACGUUUUACAGUGGGAGAAAAAAGGUCUUGACAUACCAAUAUUCAUUUGGUAUGACAACUAUCCCACUCACAGCGGUUCGGGAUACGAAGGCCGAGUGGCUAGAGUCUCCCAGGACUCUCCAUACGGUCUCGCUUCGCUCAACUUGACCAAUAUACAAGAGUCGGACCAAGGUUGGUACGCCUGCAAAGUGGUGUUCCUCAACCGGUCGCCAACCAAUAAAAACGGCACGUGGUUUCAUCUAGACGUCCAUGCUCCUCCGAAAUUUGUCACCACCCCCGGCGAAGUUCAAUACAUAAAUGUCGGAGAUUCUAUUAUUCUAAACUGUCAGGCCGUGGGGACACCUACGCCCGAAAUCGUAUGGUUCAAAGACGCCACAGACGUACAGCCGACGACCACCGUGGGCAUAUUCAAUGAUGGCACUGAACUGAGGAUAUCUAACAUCCGAACUGAGGACAUCGGGGAUUAUACGUGCAUCGCCAGAAAUGGCGAAGGACAAAUUAGCCAUACGGCUAGGGUUUUGAUUGCGGGUGGGGCCGUAAUUAUGUCACCUCCGACCAACCAGACGAAAUUAGAAGGCGAAAAAGUCGAAUUCACUUGUGGCGCCAAAGCCAUGCCUGGUAAUGUUACUGUCCGGUGGUCCCGCGACGGAGCUAUCGUGAAGUCGAUCUCAUCGCUGGAAACCAGAGUGACCAUCAAAAAAGACGGUUCCAUGGUUAUAAAUCCCGUCAGCGCUGAUGACUCUGGUCAAUAUCUGUGCGAAGUCAGCAACGGCAUUGGUGACCCCCAAUCCGCAUCUGCCUAUUUGAAUGUCGAAUAUCCAGCCAAAGUUACAUUCACGCCGACCGUACAGUAUCUACCGUUCAGAUUAGCUGGCGUUGUUCAAUGUUACAUUAAAGCCAACCCGCCUUUACAAUACGUCACAUGGACCAAAGACAAACGUUUGCUCGAGCCUUAUCAGCAAAAAGACAUCGUUAUCAUGAACAAUGGUUCGCUGUUAUUUACCAGGGUCAAUCAAAACCACCAGGGCAGAUACACGUGUACACCCUACAACGCACAGGGUACUCAAGGAUCAUCCGGACAAAUGGAAGUGUUGGUCAGGAAACCGCCAACAUUCACCGUUGAACCGGAGAACAUGUACCAGCGCAAAAUCAGCGAAUCGGUGGAAAUGCAUUGUGACGCACAAGAAGCUGAAGGAACCCAAAAACCCAAAAUUCAGUGGCAAAGAAGAGAUGGCGCUCCGUUGCCAAAAGGUCGUCACAGCAUACACGGUGGUAAUAUCACAAUAGAAAACCUCAGAAAAACCGAUUUCGGAUAUUAUCACUGUGUCGCGAGUAACGAAGUUGCCACAAUAGUUACAACCACUCAUUUGGUCGUCGAAGGCACUCAGCCGCACGCCCCUUACAACGUCUCGGCAAACGCUUCAGAGACGACUGUUACACUGCAGUGGCUUCCCGGUUAUAGCGGCGGUCCCGAUUACAAACAGGACUACACGAUUUGGUACAAAGAACCAGGGAUGGCGGACUGGUCUACAAUACCGGUUACUCCGUCGGGGAGCACCCAAGUCACCAUAAACAGACUAACUCCGGACACGACGUACGAGUUCCAAGUGGUGGGGAAGAACGCGUUGGGCGAUGGAAUGCUUAGCAAAGUUAUUUCGAUCAGGACACUGGCAGCCGUACCAUUAACCGUGGCCAAAAAAACAAGUCCCGCGCCACCGGUCACCGAGUUACCUCCUCCCCCGAGCGACGACGUUGUCGACUAUAGUGACCUCAUUUUACCCACUGAAUCCUCUGGUGCUACAAUGUACCCACCAGUAUUCAGACCAAAAGGACCAAAACCUGGACCACCAAGAAAUGUAUCAAUCGCCGAAGUCAAAAAUGGCUUCGUCAUAUCUUGGGAAGCUCCGUUAGAAAGAGCUAAUCUAGUCCGUUACUACGUUAUCAACUAUAAGACAGAUGGGAUUUGGAGAACUUUGAACAAGGCACAAAUCAGAGCAGAGGAUACCCAUUAUCUGAUAAAAAGUCUAGUGGGAGGUCGUACCUAUUAUUUCCGAGUGGUCGCGUACUCUUUGAAGAGUUUCGAAAACAGCGAAGAAAUCAAAUUCCCCGUACCCGCCAGGGUGAAACACAAGGCCAUCACGGCAGGUGUCGUUGGCGGGCUGUUGUUCUUCGUCGUCGCCAUAAUAUUGUCCGUGUGCGCGGUAAAGAUUUGCAACAAGAGGAAACGGAGAAAACAUGAAAAAGCUUACAACAUGGUCGCGUGUAGAAUUACGGACGCCAGAAAUGGUGGCCAAAUACCGGGGACUAGUCAAGUGCCUUUAAAAAAAUCUAGAUCAACCCGAAUAUCAAGUCUGAGCAGCGGAUGCAACGUCGUUCUCAACAUGGUGGCGCGGCCGUCCCGUUCGAGUUCGUUCUUGGACCGCGGCGGCCAAGACUGCGUGGACGGUCUGCCGGGCGGCCAACGCCCGCGCCGCCGACUCGGCCGGAUCUCCCGGUCAGCCGACGGCCGGUUUGUGUUAACCGGCGACUCCAGGUCGUCCAGCCGGCGGGGCAGCGGAUCGUCGUCCGGCAGCAGCGACGACGGCGGGUUCCUGUCCCAUCCGAGUUUCUCCAACAGGACGUGGAGCCGUCAACCGUUGCUGACGGUUAGCGGCAGCAGCGGCGGCAGUGGCGGCGGCAGCGGUCCUAGGUGGACGGAGAACGCGGUCGUGGACGACCGCCGCCGGCCGAUCGUGGUCGUGGCCACUGUGUGCGAUCCGCGGACUCCGUACGGCUUCGACCGUCAUCCGGCGGCACCCGCGGGUUCCGCCGUCGCCGCCGCCAGCCACGACCAGACGACGCUGCGGAGCGUGCACGAGCGGUACAGCCAACAACUGCCAUCGCUGAGGGCGAUACACGAGGAGAACCACCGGACUCUGAUGCAGCGGCUGCAGCCGGCCAGUCCCAGGUACCACCCGAACCCGGGCAGGUACCGGUCCAAGCACAUGCGGUACGCCCGGAGUGCGCCGGAACUGACGUCCGACGGCCCCGCCGCCGCCGUCAACCACACCGUCAGCGAGCGGUCGCCCGAGAGCCGUUCCAGUUCCAGCGGGUUCGGUUCCAAGAACACCACGUCCAGCAUUCAACACCAACACCCCGGGACGGCCAGCGUGCUGGACGACUGGUGCGGCGGCGCAAGUCGGCCCGGGCCGCUGCCGCCUUACAAGCACCCGCCGCCACCGCCACCACCGCCGCCGCCGCCGGCACACCCGUCGUCGCUGUUCUACGCCGACGGACGUUGGCUGGACUUCGGCGCGCCGCACGUCCGGCUGCCGUCGUCGCCGCCGCUGCCGCCGUUGUUCGGUAGCGCCGACAGCUGCGGCAGUAGCACGGCGGCCAGCGACAAGCCGCCGCUGAGCGUGGACGACCAGUACGAGUUCGACCCGGUGUUCCCGCUGACGCCCACGCCCACGGAGCUGCUCCAGCAGACGGCGCUGUUCGGGCCGACGGUCGCAUGCACGCCGUCCCCGUCCCGGUCCCGGACGCCCACGCAGCUCAAGAAGGCCAAGUACGACAGCGUCGAGGCGCGGCUCCGGGCCAUGAAGGAGGAGUUCCACGCUUACAAGCGCCGCCAGGCCCAGAUGGCCGGCGCGGUCAGGCAUCAGCAGCACCACUCUGCCGGGUACAUCGAGAGCGCGUGUUGACGACCGACGUAAAUAACUACUCGCCACCCGCGCGGGAACGACGUUUGGGGCGCGCGCAAAAAAAAAAAAAGCUCAAAGACAAAAAUCUUAAUAAAAACAUUUCGCGCGCGAUCGCAGAACAAUGAUUUGAAUAAAAUAUAUUAAUAUAUAUGAUGUGCAUAGAUUUAAACGUUACCGUAAUUAUUUGUUGUUAAAAAAAUAAAAAAUAAAUCUUUUUAACUCAGUGCGACGUAGGUACCUACACGUGUCGACUGUUGUUGGUAUAGGCUGACCUGCGAUGCGCGUCACGUGGCUCUACAAUAUUAUAUACUAUUUAAUUAUUGUGUAUUAAUAAUAUUGCGUUUCAAAUAUAUUAAUUAUUAUAUAGUAUUUCUAAAAUUUAAAAAUAUAUUAUAUAUAUUUAAAAAAGAAAAAACUCGACAAAGUAUUGGCAUGGUAGUGUAUAGUUAGUGUCGGAGAGGCAUAAAUUAUAAUAUGAUUAAAAUUUCAUGUUGAUUUAUUAUAUUCGUUUUGUUUAGUUGUUUGUUUUUUUUUCAAUUUUAUUUUUUUUUUUUUUUUUAAUAUCCAGAACUGAGGAUUACAAAUUACAUUCUCAACGUUUUCAGUUCAUACAAAAUUCACUUGCUCAAAUUGUACGAGACUGUCCAGUCUGAGGAUAUAUUUUAAUUUAACGUUUUCGUUCUCGUUUGAUAUUUAUGCCUCGUUUCGAAACUGUUAAGGAAUAACAUUAUUAAAACUAAACCUUGUGAUAAUAUUAUGUCAUUAUAUAAACUCAACGAGAUCUGUUCAAUGUACUUAAAUAAUUCCUUCGGCGUUAUAUUUGAUGAUUAGCAUUGUGUUCGUAAAUUUAGUUUCGGGCAUCUCCGCCAGUUGUUCUCCGCAUUGUGUUUUUAAUUGUAUUGCAUCCCUAAGUUCCUAUUAAAUUAAAAUAAAUAACGUCCUAGGGCCUACCGAACGGGAUCCUCGUUAAAUUUUCUUUUUAACAAUCAAAAACAUAUUCCACGCGAUAUGUAUAAAUUAUAUAAAAUAAAAUGUUUACUUUUAGACAUAUAUAAUAUUAUUAUGACAAAACGUCUCAGCAAUAAAUAUAAUAAUUUAGGUGAUUAAAUGAAAAACAUUUUUUUUUUUUUUUAAAUAAAUAAAUAAAUAAUAAUAAUAAAUAAUACUAUCUAGUCUGAGAAAUAAUAAUAUUUUAGGUAGUUAAGACAAUUUUUAUUGUUUUGUUAUUGAAAACGAACAGUGUCAAUUACCCCGUUUUUACAUAUUAUUAUAUAUUAUAUAAACAUUUACGAAACGAAGUCGUUUUCUAUUGUGGUUUUCCUUCCCGCGAGUUGUAAUAUGUAAUUCCCUCACACACAUCUCCGUAACGCGCGCAAGUCACCCUCCGGCUGUGGCAGGCACGACGACGACCGUCUCGAUCGAACCGUUUCAUCUGGACAUCACACACACGCAUCACGUCCCACACGACGACCGACCAAACGAGUCGAUCCUAUAAUGUACGUUCACGGACGUUUGAUACGCGUACGCGGAGUGCACUUGUACUAAAUCGGACGUACGAAUUUUUUUCGAUCCGUACAAUAUAAUGAUAAAUAACGUAAGGCUAGGGUAGGACGAGAAAAAAAAUUUAAAAAUAUCGAAAUCGAAUCUUUUCCGGUCGGGUAUAAUAAUAAUAAUAAUAAUAUGACUUGACUUCUGCUGCAGAAAUCGCGGAAAAGGCUCAAGCGGCAAUCCUAUAUAGAGUUUUCUACCUCGGCGCACGUAAGACGGAUGUAAAUAAGUAUAGGGUACUACUCUAACCAGAGUCUUGUCUGAAUGUAUUCUAACCGAAAAUCCGAGAGGCGCGAUCGAUAUGAAUAUAGCAUGUGUGUCGCGGCGUAGUCUAUCGACACGGAUUUCGUCAAAAAAAAUUUAUCAAUCGCGAUUGCACGACAAGAGACUAACUGAUGGGACAUAAACGUGCUACGUGCACAGAUCGAUGUAGCAAAUUUCCUAUUUUUCGAGCCGGACAUUAAAAAUAUUAUCAUUAUAAUUCGUAUCGCAGAAUAUUUCUGUAUUGCGCGUCGUUUUAAAUAAUAAUAUUGAUAAUAAUAACGAUAAUAACGUAGUAGCCGUAAAAGGUAGAUGUGAACCGAUACGAAACAGUCUGCUCUUGUCGACAUAUAAACACACGACGAAGCGAUCCGGUGGAGCGCCGAAGUGGAUGAAUUCCGUGUCCAGACCAUCAUCCUCCCUUUCACCCGCGGCGCGAUAUUAACACUACAUCGGUGUACGCCUAACCGGAAUUAACAAUCCGUUUCCAUUUUACCGGGGCUCGUAUAGCGGCCUCCUAAUAACUACGGUAUUAUUAUGUACCGCGAAGAUAUUAUUUAUCGGCGUCGUGUUCGUUACACAAAAACGUAUAACGCGCGCGAAUAACGUUAAUUUUUCGAUCGGGAACCCCUCGUUUGCUCUUCCUCACCACCGCCGCUCACUCAAUACGCACACACACACACACACACAAAUAUUUUGCUGGUCGCGCCACCGAAAUCCGUUUCGACACUUCGUAUCGACUUGAAAACGUCCACCGCGUAGGCACACUAUCUAUGCCCACCAUUUAAGAGUUUAACCUAUGCUAAUACAUAUUACCUAUUUAUGCGCACACACGGGAAAAAAAGAAACGCGAGAUCGAUAUUGCACACGACAUCCGUGCCCUAUACGGACGUCCGCCGUUGACGCGUACCUCUUACCAUCAGCCACCUCAUCUAUAUAAUAUUAUUAUAACAUUACGCGUUCACGAUCGAGAUAUUAUUAUGCUAUUUAACGUGUCGAUAUUAUAAUUAUUAUUAUUGUCGUCGUCGAGUCGUCAUCGGCGAACGCGCGUGCCCGACACUCGCGGAAACAUCCAUAUAAAUUAUUAUUAUUAUUAUUAUUAUUCAUAAUGUGUUAUAUUAUAAAUGGUUUUUUUUUAAUUUUUGUUUUUAAUAAUUUAAUAAAUUAUUAUUAUACUCGUGAAAACAAACGCUUUAUACGAUUUUUUAGUCAUAAUAAUAAUAUAAUAUACGCAUACGCAUAUACCUACGUGGCUUAUCGUAAUAUUAUCGUCAUCCAAGCGGAUGGGCAGAUGACAUCGCAAUACCUAAAAUAUCUAUCAUAGAAUAUACACCUGUAAUACGAGAGACGAUGUGGGCGUACUCGUUGCGUUCCUCUCCGCCGAUAUGAUUGUUAUACGGUUGACCAUAUAUAUAAUAACACGUUAAAGUAUAUACGUAUAUAUGUAUGUAUAUGAAUAUUAUAUAAUGUGUUUGUUCGUUUCUUUUUUUCGUCUUUUGUUUUCGAAGCGAUCAUCGCCUUGUACGAUUUUAUAAUAACCAUAUUACGUUAUUAUUAUUAUUAUUAUCAUCAAUAUUAUUGUGUAUUUACUUAUAAUAUUCUCGUACGACUCGUUAUAUAAAAACAUUCUAUUGUUCAAUUUGUUUAAUAAUAUUAUAUAUAUAUAUAUAUGAUAUUAUUACGAUGUCAUGUAAAACAAAAAUGAAAACGAGAUCAAACAUCAAAUUUUAGAAUUUUUUUUUUUUUUAAGUCUUUUCGCGGCAGUUCUAGCAGUUAUAUUAUUGUGUAAGAUGGUAGAUCUUUUAUUUAUUUAUUAUUUUUUUUUUUAAUAAUAAAUUAUAAAAAAUAUAUUUAUAUAAUAAUCUUACAUUGUUACGUUACUAUAUAUUAUAUAUAAAUAUAUUUUAUAUUUAUAUAUUUAUAUAUAUAUAUAUACUAUGUUAUUAUAUAGAACUCUAGACACACUUCCUAUAAUAAUAUUAUGUAAUACUACCUACAUACCUACCUACGAAGACGAUAAUAACUCGACGACAUUAAUUAUAUUAUUUUAUAAUAUUGUUUCGUUUACAUAUUUUCUUUCUAUUGUAUUGCGCGUUGGUUAUAUUGUUAUUAUUACUAUUCGAAGACAGUACAUUUUUUUUUGCGCCCAUUUAUCUCUGCCAUAAAAACGAUUAUUUUUAGUUCGUAAGAUCGACGAUCUCAUUUUAUGUUGAAGCCAUUUUGUUUUAUUAAUACAUUUUGAUUUUUUCGCCUUUUCAGGCAAGUUGAAACUUUAAACUACUUGAUUACAGAAAAUUAUACUCCUAUAUGAAAAACAAAAAAAAUAUAUUGUAUUCUAAAAAAAGUUAUAUUUGUAGAUUCUUAAUUAAUGAUAAUUAUUUUUGUAAAUAUAGUAAUUUAUAUUAGAAUUAAGUAUUAUUUAAAUGAAUAAAAAAGAAAAUUCAAAGAAA